Messenger RNA from Trifolium pratense (red clover), 904 nucleotides. RefSeq lists its product as uncharacterized. The transcript has a single exon. Bases 244 to 597 code for a protein of 117 amino acids. The record is from RefSeq and is a predicted model, not a curated record. Lineage: Eukaryota; Viridiplantae; Streptophyta; Magnoliopsida; Fabales; Fabaceae.
CUAUUAUAAAAGUGAUUAAGGAUAAGAUUAAGGAUAAUAGUUUCACACCAACAAAGAGACUUAACUACCUUCAAAAACUUGGUAGUUAGACAUUGGAAAAUUAGGAAAGCCUACAUUUAGAAAAGAAGCCAUAACUCAUAAGAGUACCGUGCAACAACUGCAGAGGAUCCAAAUCCAUUUUUGCGCACCUUGGCUCCAAAGCUUUAGGUUUGUGAAGGAAAACUUGGGAGUAAAGUAAUAGCAAUGGAUAUGAAUAAGAAGAACUGGUUUGGUUCAAGAAGAGAAACACGGUUAGGUAGGAGCUAUACAAAGCCUCACAAUCAUAGCAAUAUUUCACCAAGCAACUAUGAUGGAAGCAAAAAAACAGUGUGGCAGAAGCUUUGGAGAAAGCUGAAAAGAGAUAAGAAGAAAGUCUUCGAUUCUCCUUAUUCUUCUGGUUCCUUAGUUGAUGACGGUGCAUAUGAUGAAGAAACAUAUUCAAUGAACUUUGAUCAAGGAACAGGGUGGAUGGAAGCAGAUAAUCUUCCUCGUUCAUUCUCAGCUCGGUAUGCUGAUCCAUCUUGGAUCUUACCACCUAAAUAUUUAGUGGGUCGAUGAAGAUCAGAAAUUAUGAAGCACGAACAACGAACAUGACACAAACACGUUUUGAAAAAAUAACACAAUUUAAUGUAAUUACUACAAGUGUUGAUAGUCAACAUUGACGCGCGUCCGGCAUCAGGACAUACCUAAUUUGAAGAGUGUUUGUGCUUCAUAAACAGGUCUUUUUUUCUCUUCUUGAUUUCAGAGUCCAUUUUUCUACCUCUUCCCCACAUUUUUAUCUUUGACUUUGAGUAUUGAGAUGUGAUCACAUUUAUAGCUAUGGAUAAAUAUUUGUACUAGUGUUUUGGAUAAAAAUUUGAAUCAA